Seriola dumerili (greater amberjack) is the source of this 1353-nucleotide messenger RNA. RefSeq names its product nucleolar protein interacting with the FHA domain of MKI67 (gene nifk). The transcript is spliced from 6 exons. Bases 92 to 937 code for a protein of 281 amino acids. The record is from RefSeq and is a predicted model, not a curated record. NCBI's taxonomy places the organism in Eukaryota, Metazoa, Chordata, Actinopteri, Carangiformes, Carangidae. Gene Ontology annotation, biological process: maturation of LSU-rRNA from tricistronic rRNA transcript (SSU-rRNA, 5.8S rRNA, LSU-rRNA). Gene Ontology annotation, molecular function: RNA binding. Gene Ontology annotation, cellular component: nucleolus.
UGCAACCGGAUGAAGAGACCAACGUGGUAAGCAGGUAGCUGUGUGACGGUGUUGUUUUUCAACUUACAACUGAUGUCUUUUAUUAAUCGAAAUGACUGAAAGUAAAGCAGAAACGGCCUCCAAGCCCGCCAAAGAGCUGCUGGCUCUGAACCCCAAACAGGAAUCCGAGUUCAAGAAGAAGGUGCAGGAGGUGAAGAAGAACAAGUCGGCCAAGGGGAAAGGUUUGACCCCAGGGGUGAUUUAUGUCGGCCACCUCCCUCUGGGGCUGUUUGAGCCUCAGCUAAAAACUUACUUCGAACAAUUCGGGAAGGUGUUGAGGCUGCGGCUGUCCAGGAGUAAAAAGACAGGUGGAAGCAAAGGCUAUGCAUUUGUAGAGUAUGACUGUGAUGAAGUGGCCAAAAUUGUUGCAGAGACCAUGAACAAUUACCUCAUGGGGGAGAGACUCAUCAAAUGCCAUGUGAUUCCACCAGAGAAAGUGCACAAUAAGCUGUUUGUUGGCUCCGGGAGACAAUUUAAAAAACCCUCACACCCAGCUGUGGCACGCUACAACAAGAAUUGCACAGCCGAGCAGAUCGAAAAGAUGAAAGAAAAACUCCUACGGAAAGAAUCGAAGCUCCGCAAGAGGCUCGCGGCUCAUGGCAUCGAUUAUGACUUCCCAGGAUUUUCUGCCCAGGUGCCUCAGAAGAAAAAGUCCUCUGACUCCGUGAAUGCAUCAACGUGUAGUGAUGACAUCACCCCAGUCUGCACCCCCUCUCUCCUGGAGAGAAGGAAGUCCAUGGUCGUCGAUGACGAUGCAGAUGAUGAGAUUGUCAUUAAAAUUCCUGCUGCAGAGAAAGAGGAAGAGUGCUCCUCAGAGGAGGAGGAAGACAGUGACGAUGAUGAGGAUGAUGACGAGGAGAGCGAGGAACCCUCUGAAGAUGACACGGAGGCGAAGUGAAAGUCUUCACUGUUUUAUUGUGGACUUUAGCUGUCAGAGCAGAGAUGCAUACAUCAGGAUCAUGUAUGGUCUCUGGUUCUCUCAGUGAUGGGACAAUUAUGAACUGUGUUCAGAAAUCACAGUGUCUCUUUCUGUAUGUGGAAAUCACAUUGCGAUUUAGAUGGAAGCUCGUAUGAAAGAUUCCACUGUUAUUGUGGGUAUAAUGUGAGUGUUGUGAGUGGCGCUUGCGAAAUCAUAAUGAGCCAGAUUUAUGGGCAACAGUUGAGCCUGGACUUCUUUGACAAAGGCAUUUUUCCAUGUCAGUCUUUGUGCAGACUCUAGUGUUCAUAUAAAUAGCCACAUUGUGUUGUCACUUGUCCAAAAGGUUGAAUUUACAUGAAUUAUGAUAUUUGAUAAUAAACAAUGUCAGAAUAGUU